Molecule: messenger RNA, 1848 nt
Organism: Trifolium pratense (red clover)
Lineage: Eukaryota; Viridiplantae; Streptophyta; Magnoliopsida; Fabales; Fabaceae
Product: rab GTPase-activating protein 22-like
Exons: 12
Coding region: 233-1498 (421 amino acids)
Biological process (GO): activation of GTPase activity
Molecular function (GO): GTPase activator activity
Source: RefSeq, a predicted model, not a curated record
AUCAUUGUUCUGUAUUGUUUUGUUUUGUUCGUUCCAUUUUGCGGAUUAUUCUAUUCAACACUCAUUCCAUUCUCUCUCUUUCUUCUCUCUCACCAUCCCCACAUUUUCCAUUCACCAUUCUUCCAAUUCAAUCUCUCAUUCUCCAAAUCGCCACAUGAUUCGUAAUCGCAAGAGAAAUUGAUCUUGAUGGGUCUCUAACAAGUUUGAAAUUAAAGAGGUUCGAAUGAUUUGAAUGAGUUGUUGCAAUUUUCUUAUGAAGAAUUCUGGAACUACUGAGUUGAAUGAUUUCUAUCCCAUUCGACCAGAAUGCAUAGCUGAUGUUCCAGCAACUCGUUUUAAACCAAGGUCUGGCAAGACUUUAAGUGCAAGAAGAUGGCAUGCAGCAUUUGAUGGAGAGGGUCGUUUGGAUAUCGCAAAAGUGCUGAGACGAAUACAGCGAGGGGGUGUCCACCCUUCAAUCAAAGGGGUGGUAUGGGAAUUCUUACUAGGUUGUUAUGAUCCUAACAGUACAUUUGACGAACGGAAUGAGCUCAUGCAACGUCGAAGGGGGCAGUAUGAUAUGUGGAAAGCUGAAUGUCAAAAGUUCGUCCCAACCCUUGGUAGUGGAAAAUUUCUUACAACACCCCUCAUCGGUGAGGAUGGCCAGCCAACAGAUCCUUCUUUGGUAAAUCUCACAACUUCAGAUAAGAAAGUUGUACAAUGGAUGCAGUUAUUACAUCAGAUUGGUCUUGAUGUUGUUCGAACAGACCGAGCACUUGUCUUUUAUGAAGAUGAAGCUAAUCAAGCAAAACUUUGGGAUGUUCUAUCGAUUUAUGCUUGGAUGGACAAUGAUAUUGGUUAUGUCCAAGGAAUGAAUGAUAUUUGCUCACCUUUGGUUAUUCUUAUUGAGAAUGAAGCAGAUUGCUAUUGGUGUUUUGACCGUGCGAUGCGAAGGAUGAGAGAGAACUUCAGGUGCACUGCAAGUUCAAUGGGAGUGCAAACUCAGUUGGGUACACUCUCGCAGAUAAUGAAAACAGUUGAUCCCAAGCUUCAUCAUCACCUUGAGGAUUUAGAUGGUGGAGAGUAUCUCUUUGCAUUUCGCAUGCUGAUGGUUCUUUUCCGAAGAGAAUUUUCUUUUGCAGAUACUUUGUAUCUUUGGGAGUUGAUGUGGGGCAUGGAAUACAACCCAAACAUCUUCGCGAAGUACGAGGAUCCAGAUGGUGCUAAAACAAAACCGGUGUCAGCUGCAGUAAAUAACAAAGUUCUGAAGCAAUAUGGAAAAUUUGAGAGAAAUACUUUAAAGACAGGCCAUACUGAGGAAAAUAAUGCACUGGCUAUUUUUCUUGUUGCUAGUGUUCUUGAGACCAAGAAUAAGCGGAUUUUAACCGAGGCCAAGGGUGUGGACGAUGUCGUCAAGAUUUUAGGUGACAUAACCUCAAGUCUUGAUGCGAAAAAAGCAUGUACUGAAGCAUUGAAAAUUCAGAAAAAAUACCUGAAGACCAAGCAAACGGCAGCGUGACAGAACGAACGUUAGAUUUUCUAUAACUACAUGAUGGCAGUUGGCUGCAUGAUCUUCUCAGGUUUCAGUUGCUCCUGACAGGCUAUUUGUUUUCUUCGUUUCAUUUUUUAUAUCGUAGUGAUAGCAAGCAGGUCCUAAUGUUGAUUUUGAUUCCUCAAAUUCUUCAAUAUGGAUUUCAUUAGAUAUAGUGAACCAGAAAAUAUCAAUUUUAAUAGAUAUAAACUUAAUUCAUUUGAUGAGAUUGAUUGUGGCGAAAUAAUUUAUUUAUCGUAUUGGCUUGUAUAAUGUACAAUUAUCACAUCAAUGCUUUUACAAAAUUGUCAAGUUUGUUUUGCUUGCUACUCAAGAAA